AUGGCGGAUAAUAAAGUCAUCCCCGUCUCAGAACUCACCAAGUAUCCCUGCGAUACGCAGGGGGAGACAGAUCCUUCUUUAGGCCCUGUCCCGAUCUCCAACCGAGCCGGCACCACCAGCGAUAACAACACAGACGAGCCCGACUCCAUCGUCGUCGGCUACGACGCCAUUGUUCCCCGCUGGGAUAUCCGUACCACCAAGGGAAGAGUCCUCCAAUACUUUGUGCAAGAAGACACCUUCACGUCUCCCGAGCAAGCGCGAAUCGCAGCUAAAGCCUUCCAGGAAGCCGCUGAUACAUGGAACGAGCUCGAGCCCGGCGUCUCCAUCUCCAAGACGAACAAUCAGGAUACCGCACACUUUUACCUCGUGUACAAGCCCAAUCCUACCGUGGGACCGGGCCGCAACACGCUGGCGCGCGCUUUCUUCCCGCAUGAAGUCGACCAGGACGUCAUUGUCUUCUCGCGCGCCUUCGAUGCGGACGCCGUGCACGUCUUGAAGAACAUCUUCCAGCACGAAAUAGGGCAUAUACUCGGUUUGCGCCAUGAGUUCGCCAUUACUGGGGAUGCGGGCAACGGUCUCCCGCCAGAGGGCGAGGGCGCGGUUCGGUUCAUGGGACCUGAAUCGCGCCCAACGAAAGACCCUAAGCCGAUUAUGAGCUGCAACUUCCCACCCACGAUGCAGGACACCGAUCGUGAGCAGAUUGCUAAGUUCUACAAGCUGAGAAAUGGGUAUAAGAUAACAGGUGGUCCAGUCACUGACUUUCAGCCUCAGAUUCGACGGAGGAACAGGUAA
Bipolaris victoriae FI3 is the source of this 792-nucleotide messenger RNA. RefSeq lists its product as hypothetical. The transcript has a single exon. Gene Ontology annotation, molecular function: metallopeptidase activity. Lineage: Eukaryota; Fungi; Ascomycota; Dothideomycetes; Pleosporales; Pleosporaceae. The record is from RefSeq and is a predicted model, not a curated record. Bases 1 to 792 code for a protein of 263 amino acids.